AUGCUCGGCAGAGCCGCCGUGGCCAGCGUUCAGCCAGAUGAUCCGUCAAGGCCGCGCUUCGGGCGCCUGGCCUUGGCCACGGGCGCCUUUUUGGGCUUCGCGGUCCUGAGUCUCGUCUUGGCUCCGUCCCUGCCGACGCUUUGGGCAAGGGUGUCGGACGUGAGCGUCAAGGCAGAAAGCUGGGAGCAGCUUCCUGGAAUCGAGAGAGCGAUGAAAAAAGCACAAAGCAUGCAGCCCGUUCGCCCGCUUCGUAGCCUCAACGAUCUUUUUUUCGACUCGCAGCCGGAAGAGGUUCCCUGGAUCAAGACCGAGUGCGUGGUCGACUCUGUCCAGGCGAUGGCUUACCUCGGUGAAGCGAUCACCUUCCUGUAUCGUGCGAUAGACUCACCAGAGCGUCGCUGCCCCGAAACCUCUGCCGCCGGCUGUGCGAUGAGCGUGGCCGGCUUCGUGACGUCCAUUACGUGGGUGAGCUCCUUCCUUGCUCUCACGGCCAAUGCCUGUGGCAAGGCCAUCAACACCGGUGCCUUGUGCAGUGGCGAUUUCCUAGCGCUGAUGGCGAAUUUUGCUGAACUGGCCACCGCCGCGGCAGCGAUCGAAAACGAUUGCGAUCGCGCGCCAGCUGCUGUAGACUACCUGCUGCGGGAGGACAAGACGGAAGAGGAAAAGCCCAAAUGGCACGAGUUCAUCCCAGCCGGAGCCGGGCCCACUGUGGAGAAGAUCCACAAAGUGCAAGAGCACAAACGGUUCACUCGCAACCGCGAUUUCGACUACUUCCAAUGCUCCAUGGAUGUGACGCAAGCGGCUUCCUUCCUCAUCCGGGCCGUCAUGCAGAUUAGGACGGCCUCCAUCGCCUGCCCAGAUCCAACGGCCUGCGCCAUCAACAUUCUGAACAUUAUCUCAAGUUUUGCAGCCAUCGCGCAGUUCACGCUCUUCGCCACCGCCGACUGCACUGUUACUGGGUAUCACAAGAUCGAGUGUGCAGCGGACAUCGUGGACGUGGUCGUGGACUUGACGAAUGGGCCAGCAGCUGGCUUGGCGACAACCUCCGACUGCCAGGAGAUCCCCGACCUUUCAGAAAUUGAUGAGAUCGGACCCCGUGACUAA
Messenger RNA from Symbiodinium sp. CCMP2592, 1104 nucleotides. Lineage: Eukaryota; Dinophyceae; Suessiales; Symbiodiniaceae. The record is from the annotation of a GenBank genome assembly.